GCACUUUCCUCUCACACUAACGUCAGUUGUGGGUCCGGCUGCAAAAUGCACAACAGCUGUAAGUAAUCAGAUCUGUACACCUUUUAGACGCGACGUUUUUUUAUUUCAUUAUUUUUAACUUUCAAUCUUUGACGAUUAUAGAUUGUAUCACGCGCGUCUCUAAAGUUCGGGAUAACUCCCCUAGCAGUGUCAUAGACGGCGUUUUAUUGCAUGUUUGUUUGUUCAUGUCUCCGGCUGAGGCACUUCUGACCCUCAGCAUGCCGGGAGAAACCUAAGUGUGUUCCCCCUCAGAGAAAGUGUCACGCGCUGUGGAGAAGUUCCCGCGCUUCCCAGAACUGGCUUCCAAAUGGAGGAGAUCCUUAAAGGGCAGUACGUCUGGGCUCUCAACGAGUCGUGGAGAAAUGAGAGUCUGGGGAACGACACGGCUGGCGUCAAUCACACGGUGAAUCCCCUGAAGCGCAAUGAGGAGGUGGCCAAGGUGGAGGUCACGGUGCUGGCGCUGGUGCUGUUCCUCGCGCUCGCCGGGAACCUGUGCGUGCUGCUCGCCAUCCACACGGCCAAGCACGGACAGUCACGCAUGUACUACUUCAUGAAGCACCUGAGCAUCGCCGACCUGGUGGUGGCAAUCUUCCAGGUGCUGCCGCAGCUCAUCUGGGACAUUACCUUCCGCUUUUACGGGCCAGAUGUUCUGUGCAGGCUGGUGAAGUACCUCCAGAUCGUCGGCAUGUUCGCCUCCACUUACAUGCUCGUGCUGAUGUCCAUAGAUCGGUGCCUGGCCAUAUGCCAGCCGCUGCGCUCGCUGCACAAGCGGAAAGACCGCUGCUACGUGGUGGUGUCCUGGGUGCUCAGCUUGCUCUUCAGCAUCCCGCAGGUGUACAUCUUCUCGCUCCGGGAGGUCGGAUCUGGAGUCUACGACUGCUGGGGGGAUUUCGUGCAGCCGUGGGGCGCCAAAGCCUACAUCACCUGGAUCAGCCUGACCGUCUACAUCAUUCCUGUGGCCAUCCUGAGCAUUUGCUACGGCCUGAUAAGCUUUAAGAUCUGGCAGAACUUCAGGCUGAAGACCAGGCGCGAGCAGCAGGUCGUCACUCUGAGUCCCACGGCCGCGCGGAACGGGGCGCUUUUGGCGCGCGUCAGCAGCGUGCGGCUCAUCUCCAAGGCCAAGAUCACCACGGUCAAAAUGACCUUCGUGAUAGUGCUGGCUUACAUCGUGUGCUGGACUCCGUUUUUCUUCGUGCAGAUGUGGUCCGCGUGGGAUCCAGCUGCGCCCCGAGAAGCGAUGCCCUUCAUCAUCUCCAUGCUGUUGGCCAGUCUGAAUAGCUGUUGUAACCCCUGGAUCUACAUGUGCUUUGCUGGACAUCUGUUCCAUGACCUGAAGCAGAACUUUCUGUGCUGUCCGGCACGCUACCUGAAGUCCUCCCAGUGCCGCUGUGAUCUGGAGCGCAAUUCGAGCCGCAAGAGCAACUCCUCCACAUACGUCAUGAAGAGCACGAGCAGCCAGAGGAGCAUUACCCAGACAUCGACCACAUAAACACUGACGCUCCUCACCCAUAAGGACUGAGCAUAGACCCAUGCAGAAUGGAACAGUGAUGUGCACAGAUGGCUGUAAACACAUUGAGAGGAGCCUAAUGAAACUCACUAUCAGAACACUGCUGGAAGCUUUGGCUGUUUCUCUGUGAUUACUUCCUGGAUAGGAAAUAAAUAAAGAUCACCAUCAGAAUGACGAGAGCGUAAAUGUAAUGUCAUAGCAGAUGGCAUGUUACCAUAAAUGCAACCAAGAAAAUGUCUGGCUCCAGAUUAAAAUCUGUUCGCAUUUCGAAGGCUGAACAUGCUCAUUUUUUUCUGAUUCUCACCUAAAAUAUGCUAUUCAGUCAGUAUUACCAUGCAUCAACAUUCCAUUUAAAAAAACAAUCAAUCAAUCAAUAAAUAAAUAUGUUAAAUAUUUCAAAGCUUACUUUUCCUGUUACUUAAAGGCAUAACUUGUGAAAACUGCAUGCAUUUGGUGGAUUUACUAACAUAUUUUAAGUUCACGUCAGUAAUGAGGCCUAGACUCCAUGUUUCAGUAUCAGCUUGACAACAGUAAUGCCUGUAAAUGUUUUUUUUUUUCCUAUUUAUUUUCAACAGACUAAGUUGCUCUUUUUUAAUCAAAGAACCCAUUAAGAGCUCUGAUGAUUUACUUUCCCCCUUAUUUUUUUACCCAAGAGGAUCUUUUUGAACAUUUUUUGCAGCAUAUGUUAUUAUUUACUGAAAACCAUUUAGUCAAACACUUUUGUGAUAUUAACAGAAAGUAUAACCCAGCGAGAUACAACUCUCUGUUUUACUGAAGGAAAACUUUUACUGUUCCUCUAAAAAAUGACUUGGCCUUAUCUUGUUGGUGCAUCUUUAAGGCAGAACACCUGUGUGUGUUUAUUUAACAACACUGAAAUCUGGCAUCAUUUCUCUAACUUGCUGUACGCUGUAAGAAAGUAAUGUUUCCUGAUGUCUCUUUGUUUUUUUACAUCAUUAUACUUCUUUCACACUGUUUUAAUUCUAUUCUUUACAAACAACAUUUUUUUUUCCUCGGUCAAAAGGCUACUGAAUUUUACUUUUGAAAAACAGUGAUAUUUA
Molecule: messenger RNA, 2604 nt
Organism: Clarias gariepinus (North African catfish)
Lineage: Eukaryota; Metazoa; Chordata; Actinopteri; Siluriformes; Clariidae
Gene: oxtra
Product: oxytocin receptor a
Exons: 2
Coding region: 347-1528 (393 amino acids)
Biological process (GO): maternal process involved in parturition; female pregnancy; G protein-coupled receptor signaling pathway
Cellular component (GO): membrane
Molecular function (GO): peptide binding; oxytocin receptor activity; vasopressin receptor activity
Source: RefSeq, a predicted model, not a curated record